AGCUCGCUACUCCAGCAACCCCCAAGAAACCGUCUUGUCUCGGUCACCGUUUCCGCGACUUGACUCCUGUAGCUCAUUGCAGCCUGCGCGUCUUUGCGCUACUCACAAAAAACAUCUGCAGCUUCACUCUGCAGCUUUCUCUAUACUAACUUCAUAUCAGAACGAUGACGAGCUCAUCGAUGCUUUUGAUCGUGGGCGAGGCCCUUCGGGAUGUCAGCGCUGAGCUGUUGAUGUUCGUCCUCGCAGCCUUGGUCUAUGUGCUGGCCACCCGGGCGCUUCAUGUACCGAAGAAGAAAGCAGGGCCUGAACCCGAAGCAAAAGCGAAGCGGGUGGUCGAGCGCAAGGUCGGACGGAAGGAGAUGGAGGAGACCGCCGAAGUCUACCACAGUCUUUUGCAGAGCACCAAGAGCAAUGAGGCAUCACAGGUUCUGAUCUCCCUGGAGCAGUUGGAUGCGUCACAGCGAGCGGCCUUGCCCCUGCAGCUGGCCGUCAAGGUGCUCUUGGCUGUGGCACGUUCUAGCGAGGAGGAGACCAGGUCGUGCCACGUACCAAACGGUGCCUUUUCAGCGGCAGUUGGUGCUGGAUGCGGGUCGUGUGGGCCAAACGGGAAUGCGGCGCAAGAGGCCUCGCGCUGGCGCAACGUCCACUGCUGCCGAAGGCUCUACGACUUGGCAGGUCUUUUGUCCGUGCAGAUGAGCGAGAAGUUCUUGGUGCUUUUGGUACGAGGCCACUCCAAUGAUCAUCCAGCCAUGCACUCGAUGGUGGAACAGAUCUUGGCCCAAGGCUCCUUGACGUUGAGCCGAUCCUUCUUGGACGCCUUGACAGCGCAGUGCACGUCGGCCAACAACCAAGACACCUUGAAGAUGAUCCAGGUGCACGAGAAUUCCUUGGGCAUUGACCUCCACCGCCAGGCACGACUCAUCAGCGGUUACGGAAAGGAGGGCAACUUGGAAGCGGCUCUGGAGGCCUUCCUGAAGGUGAAGAACUCGUCGACUCCGCCCAAUUCCCUGGUCUACAACUGCUUGUUGGACGCGCUGAUCGAGUGCAAGGCCUUCCCACGGGCCUUGGAUUGCUUCGAGGAGAUGCGAAAGAACUCCCUGGCGGACGUGGUCAGCUACAACACCAUUAUGAAAGGCCAUCUCGCAGUAAACGACACCAUGGCAGCCCAGAGAGUCUUCCAAGAGAUGCACCAAGCUGGCUUGGUGGCCAGCCGUGUGACCUACCACGCGCUGCUGAACGCGGUGGUGAGCAAGAAUGACCGUCGCUCUGCUUGGCGCAUGGUCACUGAGAUGAAAGGCAAAGGCAUUGGUGCCAGCACCAUCACUUGCAGCAUCCUCUUGAAGAGCAUUGUGGGGCGAGCACAUGGGCAAGAUCUCCCAAAGGUCCUCGCGCUCAUGCAGGAGUCUCAGGUCCAUAUGGAUGAGGCCCUCUUCGGCGGCUUCGCGGAUGCGUGCGCGCGCGCGAACCAGCUGGAGCUGCUGUGGUCGGUCUUCCAGGAACUUGUGAAGAAAGAGACGCCCUUGCAGAUCAGCGGCCCGACCUACGGGAGCAUGAUGAAAGCCUUUGGCCAAGCACAAGAGGUCCGGAAGGUGAAGGAGUUGUGGACACAGAUGGGCACUCAGAAGGUCAAGUUGACGGCGGUCACCUUGGGCUGCAUGGUGGAGGCCUUGGUGAGCAACAACCAUGUCUCCGAUGCUUGGAAGAUCGUCAAUGAGACCUGGGCCAAAGAGGAGAAUCAAGACUUGGUGAACACUGUGAUCUACUCCACCAUUGUCAAAGGCUUCACCAUGUCUCGGCAACAUGACCAGGUAGUCGCAAUCUACAAGGAGAUGAAGGAUAGGGGCAUUCCAUGCAACACCAUCACUUACAACACCAUGUUGAAUGCCCUGGCCCGUUGUGGGCGAAUGCACGAUGUUCCACAGUUGCUCGCCGACAUGCGUGACAGUAAUCCUCCAGUGCAGCCUGACAUCAUCACCUACUCCACAUUGGUGAAGGGCUGCUGCAUCGCUGGAGAUGUGGAUCGUGCCUUCUCGCUUUUGGAGGAGAUGAAGAAGAUGAGACACGUGAAACCAGACGAGGUGCUCUACAACAGCCUUUUGGAUGGCUGUGCCAAGCAAUCACGGGUGGAGGAGGCCUUGAAGCUUUUAGAGGAGAUGAAGGAGCAAGGCGUGACGCCAAGCAAUUAUACCUUGAGCAUCUUGUGCAAGCUCUUGGGUCGCGGAAGGCGCUUGGAGCAAGCCUUCAAGAUGGUUGCCACCUUCACCGAGCAGUAUGGCUUCAAAGCUAACAUCCAGGUCUACACUUGCUUGAUGCAAGCCUGUAUCCACAACCGCCAGUGCUCCAGGGUCUUGGCUUUGCACGACCAGGUGGUCAAGGAUGGCACCUGCAAGCCUGAUGCCAAGACGUACACGGUCAUGCUACGGGGCUGUUUGCAGGCCGGACUGCUGGAGAAGGCAGUCUCUGUGGUCCGUUGCGCUUAUCACCUGCCUGGCCAUGACCUCUGCCAGACCACUGGACCUGCUCCAGGGGUGGAACCCGCCUGCUUGGAGGAUCUGUUCAGCGCAUUGAGCUUCGAGCAGAGGGAGGCGCUGACGAAGGACUUGCAGACGAUCGGCGUAUCCUGCAGACAGCAGGCCACCCAUGCUGGCACCCACCGCCGACGCCGCUGAACAGCGCUGUUCCUGUGCGGUAGGAAGGGAUGUCCUGACACUUGCCUGCUGUCUUUCGUGGGUGAAAACUGCGGAACGUGUGGCGCGCUGGACUUCGCAGAUCGGCGGAGUUUUCGGAGGAGUUAAGACGCUGGAGUUGACAGGUGUUGCAGGGGAAUGUGCAGAGCACAGUUGUCGUACCAAUCCAGGCCACAUCUUCUUCCUCAUUGAUAUAUGUGGGCAUUUGCUCACCAAACAUU
Durusdinium trenchii is the source of this 2908-nucleotide messenger RNA. Lineage: Eukaryota; Dinophyceae; Suessiales; Symbiodiniaceae. The record is from the annotation of a GenBank genome assembly.